Molecule: messenger RNA, 2615 nt
Organism: Prinia subflava (tawny-flanked prinia)
Lineage: Eukaryota; Metazoa; Chordata; Aves; Passeriformes; Cisticolidae
Product: endogenous retrovirus group K member 8 Gag polyprotein-like
Exons: 3
Coding region: 739-1806 (355 amino acids)
Biological process (GO): viral process
Molecular function (GO): nucleic acid binding; zinc ion binding
Source: RefSeq, a predicted model, not a curated record
GGGGUGAAUGGAGAUCAGUAGAUGUCUACUGGUGACCAGCCAAGACAAUUCAUCAUGACGCUUCCUGGAACAGCAUUCUAACCCGACAGCGUUCUUCAUGCUUUUAGAGGUGCUCAGACACUUCAACAACAAUAACAAAUGAAGAACAAUGAAGCUGAAGAGAAUACAUGUAUCAAUAAAAUGAAUUAACAUUGUUCCAUGGAUAAGGUGAACAUGUGUUGGGAACAGCUGAUGUGCCUUCACUGUCAGCUCCUCUGCCUCCGAUGCCUGCUGCCCUACCCCAGCCACUGAAUCUCCUCGGUCACCCAGCUGCGUUCCCGCCCUCCGCACCCCUACCACCAAAUGAGACUUCAUUGUAUCACAACUCGUCCAUACAGUCCCAGCCAUGCACACAAACCGUGUAACGAAAAGGGGGAGAGUAGAAUACAACAGCUGCUUCAAUGAAUACAGGACAGACAAGAGAACUAUUUUGUCCCUCCAAAUGACAACCCUUUGAUUCAAAUACAAGAGAACCCUGAAAAACAACUAAGUCUGUUCCCAAACAGCUCUACAGGCCCCCCUGUCCCUGUGUUUGGGACAGACUUCUCAACCCAAAAUGAGACAUUAAACCCUGAUUAUUCACUAACAUCAAUCCCAAAAGUACAAAACCCCCAGAAGUGCUUCGACAAUUCCCAAUUCACAGACUGGCAUGAAGUCAAACGCUUGAUUUGCAAAGAGGAAAGUCUGAAUCCUCUAGCUAUGCCUGUGCUAUUCAGCCAACAAGCCGAAAAUACAAGAACAUGGACAGCUAUCCCACCUCAUGAAAUAAAAGAACUACGAAAAGCAGUGAAAGACAGUGGCAUUUGCUCACCCUAUUUUAAACAACUGCUUAAAAGUAUGAUAGAAGAACACACGCUGACACCAAAUGACUGUAAAAAUCUCGCCAGUGUAAUUCUCACAGAUUCACAAUAUAUGCUGUGGGAACACAUAUGGAGAAGAAUGCUUACAGGAGUUUUGACCACUUACAGGCAAAGCACUGAUGCAACCCUUCGCACCCUUACCAUAUCUAAGUUGACUGGUGAGCAUCCUGAUGACCGGAAUGAAGAUCAAGUGAACCUACCCAGAAUAGUAUUUGAUGACAUUAAAAAAAUGGCUCGUAGAGCCUUUUUGCAGAUUCAGCCUGCAGGAAGUUUUGAAAAAGCCUACAAUCUGAUCAGUCAAGAGCUGUCUGAACCAUUUACUGCAUUUGCAGACCGAGUGAUACAAGCAGCAGAAAGGCAAUGUGGCGAUGAUAUAGCUCGCCCAAUUAUGAUAAGAGACAUUAUUGAAAAUAAUGCCAAUGCUGAAUGUAAAAGAGUAAUCAAAGCCCUAGGAAAACAAAGACCCACAGUACCUGAAAUGAUUGAAGCUUGCAACAAAAUUGGAAGUCCACAGCAAGUGGCAGCUAUCCAAGCAAAUGAACUUGGAAAGACUUUAGGAGAAAAAAUUGAACGAGCUCUUACGGCUCAGGCAACACAAGCAGAGGCACGAGACCAAAAACUGACUGAAAUUCUAGCUGCUUUGCACCUGAACUCCCAGCAACAAAACAACACCAUGGCUGUUAUGCAAACUGCUGUAACCUCAGCACCUUGCUACUUUUGUAAAAAACCUGGUCAUAUUGUGAGAAAUUGCCCAGAAAUUAAAAGAGGUGCACAAGCACCGCAUCGCUGCCAUGCCUGCAAGAAAGGGAAACAUCAUGCCUGGCAAUGUCGAGCUAAGCAUGACACAAGGCAAACCCACUCUCCAAAAAACUCCAAAGCGAGUGCGCAAUGCCAUCAUGUGACGUAACAAAUAGUGGCAUCCCAAGCACCCGAGGCAAAAUUUAUGAAUGCCCCGACUCCACAACACUCCGCUACAUUAUCAGUCGAAUCCCAAGUACUGACCCAGACCUACUACCACCAAGAUCCUGGCGAACUUUGGCAACCUCCAAAUCAACAACACUUUUAAAAGACAAUAGCUAAAUUGUUUGUUUGAUGGUUGGAGCUUUGCACCUUGGCUAAAGAAACUUUGCAAAAUAAGCCUGUUCAUUUUAAUAGUAAUAGUAAUAGUUGUAGUUUUAGUAGUAGUUCCCUGCAUACUUCAGUGUGUGCAGAAAAUUAUGAGUAAAGCAGUUUCUACUAUUUUAAUUGUUCAUCAGAAUGGGGGAGAUGUUGGGAAGGAUGAAGUAGAAAGACCUUACAAAUAUAGUUGUUUAGAUUCUGGGAGUCUGAGUUCAACAAGCGAGAUAGAAAUGAAAGCAUGCUUUGAGAUUUAGGGUGUGGGGUGCAGGGCCAUCAGCUUGUGAACAACGACCUGCUAAGAUGAGGGCCAGCCCCCUUGAUUAAACAAUAUACUCCUGCUAAGCUGAGGGCCAGAUCGUUUGAUUAAACAAUCUCCUUCUGCUUGCCUUGGGUGGUAGGACAUUUCUAUUGGCUGUAUAUGUUGUCAUCUUGUAUUAGAUUGGUUGGUCCAACUCAUACUCUUCAACUUAGAAAGAUAUUUAAUGUACGGGAUUCGGGGCUCUGCGCUCUCUCGGCUCUGUUCGCUGUUCUUGCUCUCCUGGCCUGCUUUAGCUGUGCCCAGCAGCUACAAGCAAGGCCUUCACAAUAAACCACGUG